Molecule: messenger RNA, 985 nt
Organism: Erythranthe guttata (spotted monkey flower)
Lineage: Eukaryota; Viridiplantae; Streptophyta; Magnoliopsida; Lamiales; Phrymaceae
Source: RefSeq, a predicted model, not a curated record
UUUCGCGGCAGGUUAAGACUAAGUGCUAAGUCCUCAAUUACAUGGCAAAAUAAUUUCAACCGAGUCAUCGAAAUGUCGAUAACUACGACCUACCGACGUGCGUGAUCAUUUUUUGGAUCUAGUAUAAAUAUAAUGAAUUACAGUAACUUCCAGGACUAAUUAAUGAUCAGGCCCGCAUGUAUAAUGUACUAUAUCUUAAGAUGCCGUCUACGAAAGGUAAUCCGAUCGCCACAUCGUCAAUCCAGACUUUUGCGGUAGUGUAUGUAUUCGUUCUUUUCACACUAUUAUUUACAAUUAUUCAUUCAUGAGUUACAUAGAAAAACAAGAGAGAAGAGAACUGGUUGACUAAUUUACAGCAAUGGAGAAGAAGCUCAAAUUCAUGUUCUUGAUUCUUUCUUCAAUAUCACUACAGACAAUCAUGUCCAAUGCAGACACCCAAUCCUCCGACCACCGGAGCCCCUGCCUCGCCGGAAAAGAAAAGCUAACAACGCUGCGUUUCUACGUGCAAGACUUCGUCGGCGGGGACUCGCCAACUGUUUGGGAAAUUGCCAAAACGAACCUCACCGACGUUCUUCCCUCAGCAUUUGGCCUGGUCAGCGUUUUGGACAACCUGGUGACAUCCGAACCGGAGGUCGAUUCGAAAGAAGUGGGUCGGAUCCAGGGGAUUAUCGGGUUGACGGAUUUCCACGAGAAGGCUUUGGUUAUGCUUCUGAAUCUUGUUUUUACAGAGGGUGAGUAUAAAGGGAGCACGCUUAGCGUUUUGGGAAGGAAUCCUUUAGCGGAAGAGACGAGGGAGGUUCCGAUCGUCGGCGGCACCGGUGCUUUCAGAAUGGCGCGUGGGUAUGCGGUUACUACUACUUAUAGUAACGACGAAGCACAUCAUCAUGGUGUUAUUCAGUAUGAUGUUGUUGUUUAUCAUUUUGACGGUUUAUUAACCUUGUUGUCUCAGUGACUGAAUUAACGGGUUUUCGUUUUUGUUUUGUUU